Cylicocyclus nassatus is the source of this 351-nucleotide messenger RNA. Lineage: Eukaryota; Metazoa; Nematoda; Chromadorea; Rhabditida; Strongylidae. The record is from the annotation of a GenBank genome assembly.
AUGCGUUCACUUAUCUUGCUUGCUCUGUUAGCGGUCUCCUGCGCAGCUCUCGUUAUACCAGCGAGAUUCAACGUUGCUGAAUGUGUAAUGUGCAAGGUAGCGGUUAGAGUUGCUGCUCCAAGCCUAGGCAAGGAUACACUCAAAAUCGAACAGGAUUUCGACAAGGAAUGCAAGAAGGAAUUGAAGGUCCCAGAAGAGAGCAAGCUGUGUGAAAAGUACAUAAAUGACCACCUCGAUCCCAUCGUGCAUGAGCUGGAAUCCGGAACUGCACCUAAGGACGUGUGCACCAAACUGCACGAUUGCUAAUCCCUACCAACAGUGUUAGUGUAGCUGCUCUCUACUUAUUUGAAU